Messenger RNA from Mastomys coucha (southern multimammate mouse), 9705 nucleotides. RefSeq names its product toll like receptor 7 (gene Tlr7). Bases 316 to 3468 code for a protein of 1050 amino acids. Gene Ontology annotation, molecular function: pattern recognition receptor activity; protein binding. The record is from RefSeq and is a predicted model, not a curated record. The transcript is spliced from 4 exons. Gene Ontology annotation, biological process: defense response to virus; toll-like receptor signaling pathway; canonical NF-kappaB signal transduction. Gene Ontology annotation, cellular component: plasma membrane. NCBI's taxonomy places the organism in Eukaryota, Metazoa, Chordata, Mammalia, Rodentia, Muridae.
UUCCUGCCCUCCUCCUGCUACCUAGCGUCAAUUUCGUAUUUGGAAACCCCAAAGCAUGCAGCUCAAAGGCUCUGCGAGUCUGGGUUUUCUGUUGCCUUCUCUUUGUCUCUGAGGACUCCACAUAUAGAACCACUCCAUGCCUUCAAGAAAGAUGCCAUUGGCUCCCUUCUCAGGCUGAUCCUGGUCUAUCUCUGACUCUGUUCUCCUCCACCAGACCUCUUGAUUCCAUUUUGAAAGAAAACUGAAAAUGGAUCCACAAGGUGGAAGGAGAUAACAGACUCUCACAAGUUGUCCUGUGACCUCCACAAUUAUGUCAUGGUAUUUCCAAUGUGGACACCGAAGAGAAAAUUUUUUAUCUUUUUAAAUAUGAUCUUAGUUUCUAGAGUCCUUGGGUUUCGGUGGUUUCCUAAAACUCUACCUUGUGAUGUUACACUAGAUAGCUCAAACACCCAUGUGGUUGUGGACUGCACAGACAAGCAUUUGACAGAAAUCCCUGAGGGUAUCCCCACUAACACCACCAACCUCACCCUUACCAUCAACCACAUACCAAGCAUCUCUCCAGAUUCCUUCCGUAGGCUGAACCAUCUGGAAGAAAUCGAUUUCAGAUGCAACUGUGUACCUGUUCUACUGGGGUCCAAAGCCAAUGUGUGUACCAAGAGGCUGCAGAUUAGACCUGGAAGCUUUAGUGGACUCUCUGACUUAAAAUCCCUUUACCUGGAUGGAAACCAACUUCUAGAGAUACCGCAGGAUCUCCCAUCCAACUUACAGCUUCUGAGCCUUGAAGCUAACAAUAUCUUCUCUAUCAUGAAGGAGAAUCUAACAGAACUGGUCAACAUUGAAGCACUCUACCUGGGUCAAAACUGUUAUUAUCGAAAUCCUUGCAAUGUUUCCUAUUCUAUUGAAAAAGAUGCUUUCCUAGUUAUGAGAAAUUUGAAGGUUCUCUCACUAAAAGAUAACAAUAUCACAGCUGUCCCCACCAUUUUGCCACCUAAUUUACUAGAACUCCUUCUUUAUAACAACAUCAUUAAGAAAAUCCAAGAAGAUGAUUUUAAUAACCUCAACAAGUUGCAAGUUCUUGACCUAAGUGGAAAUUGCCCUCGAUGUUAUAAUGUCCCAUAUCCAUGUACACCAUGUGAAAAUAAUUCCCCCUUACAGAUCCAUCCCAAUGCUUUUGAUUCAUUGACAGAAUUAAAAGUUUUGCGUUUGCACAGUAACUCUCUUCAGCAUGUGCCCCCCGAAUGGUUUAAAAACAUGAAAAAACUCGAGGAAUUAGACCUCUCUCAAAACUACUUGGCCAGAGAAAUUGAGGAGGCCAAAUUUUUGACUUCUCUCCCCAACCUUGUCCAGUUGGAUCUGUCUUUUAAUUAUGAGCUGCAGGUCUACCAUGCAUCUAUAACUUUACCACAUUCCCUCUCUUCUUUGAAAUACUUGAAAAUUCUUCGUGUCAAGGGAUAUGUCUUUAAAGAGCUGAAAAACUCCAGCCUUUCUGUACUGCGCAAUCUUCCUGGUCUGGAAAUUCUUGACCUUGGCACUAACUUCAUAAAAAUUGCUGACCUCAACAUAUUCAAACAGUUUAAAAACCUCAAACUCAUAGACCUUUCAGUGAAUAAGAUAUCCCCUUCAGAAGAAUCAAGAGAAGUUGGCUUCUGUCCUAAUGCUCGAACUUCUGUAGACAGGCACGGGCCCCAGGUCCUUGAGGCCUUACACUAUUUCCAAUAUGAUGAAUAUGCUCGGAGCUGCAGGUUCAAAAACAAAGAACCGCCUUCUUCCUUGCCUUUGAAUGCAGACUGCCAUGCAUAUGGGCAGACCUUAGACUUAAGUAGAAAUAACAUAUUUUUUAUUAAACCCUCUGAUUUUCAACAUCUUUCAUUCCUCAAAUGCCUCAACUUGUCAGGAAACACCAUUGGCCAAACUCUUAAUGGCAGUGAACUCAAGCCUUUGAGAGAGCUGCAGUACUUAGACUUCUCCAACAACCGGCUUGAUUUGCUCUACUCAACAGCCUUUGAAGAGCUUCAGAGUCUGGAAAUUCUGGAUCUAAGUAGUAACAGCCACUAUUUUCAAGCAGAAGGAAUUACUCACAUGCUAAACUUUACCAAGAAAUUACGAUUUCUGAAGAAACUCAUGAUGAAUGAUAAUGACAUCUCUACCUCAGCCAGCAGGACCAUGGAAAGUGACUCUCUUCGAACUCUGGAAUUCAGAGGCAACCAUUUAGAUGUUCUAUGGAGAGAUGGUGAUAACAGAUACUUGGACUUCUUCAAGAAUCUGUUCAUGUUAGAGGACUUAGAUAUCUCCAGAAAUUCCCUGAAUUCUUUGCCUCCUGGGGUUUUUGAAGGUAUGCCACCAAAUCUAAGGAAUCUCUCCUUGGCCAAAAAUGGGCUCAGAUCUUUCUCUUGGGACAGCCUCCAGUUACUGAAGCAUUUGGAAACUUUGGACCUCAGCCACAACCAGCUGACCAUUGUCCCUAAGAGACUGGCCAACUGUUCCAAAAGUCUCACAAGACUGAUUCUUAAGCAUAAUCAAAUCAGGCAGUUGACAAAAUAUUUUCUAGAAGAUGCUUUGCAAUUGCGCUAUCUAGACAUCAGUUCAAAUAAGAUCCAGGUCAUUCAGAAGACUAGCUUCCCAGAAAAUGUCCUCAACAAUCUGAACACAUUGCUUUUGCAUCACAAUCGCUUUCUUUGUAACUGUGAUGCUGUGUGGUUUGUUUGGUGGGUUAAUCAUACAGAUGUUACUAUUCCAUACCUGGCCACUGACGUGACUUGUGCAGGUCCAGGAGCACACAAAGGUCAAAGUGUUGUAUCCCUGGAUCUGUAUACGUGUGAGUUAGAUCUCACAAACCUGAUUCUGUUCUCAGUUUCCAUAUCGUCAGUCCUCUUUCUUAUGGUAGUUAUGACAACAAGUCACCUCUUUUUCUGGGAUAUGUGGUACAUUUAUUAUUUCUGGAAAGCCAAGAUAAAGGGUUAUCAACAUCUGCAAUCCAUGGAGUCCUGUUAUGAUGCUUUUAUUGUGUAUGACACUAAAAACUCAGCAGUGACAGAAUGGGUUUUGCAGGAGCUGGUGGCAAAAUUGGAAGAUCCAAGAGAGAAACACUUCAAUUUGUGUCUAGAAGAAAGAGACUGGCUACCAGGCCAGCCAGUUCUAGAAAACCUUUCCCAGAGCAUACAGCUCAGCAAAAAGACAGUGUUUGUGAUGACACAGAAAUAUGCGAAGACUGAAAGUUUUAAGAUGGCAUUUUACUUGUCUCACCAGAGGCUCAUGGAUGAAAAAGUGGAUGUGAUUAUCUUGAUAUUCUUGGAAAAGCCUCUUCAGAAGUCUAAGUUUCUUCAGCUCCGGAAGAGGCUCUGCAGGAGCUCUGUCCUUGAGUGGCCUGCAAAUCCACAGGCUCACCCAUAUUUCUGGCAGUGCCUGAAAAAUGCCCUGACCACAGACAAUCAUGUGGCUUAUAGUCAAAUGUUCAAGGAAACAGUCUAGCUUUCUGAAGAAUGUCACCACCUAGGACAUGCCUGGGUACCUGAAGUUUUUAUGAAAGUUUCCGUAAAUGAAGGUCUGAACUUUUCCUAACAGCUGUCAUGGCUCAGAUUAGUGGGAAAUCAUUAAUAUAUGGCUAAGAAAUUAAGAAGGGGAGACUGAUAGAAGAUAACUUCUUUCUUCUUUCUUCAUGCUGCCAUGUACAUUUAAAUAUCUCCCCCAACUCAACUAUAAAGUACUUGUCCCUAGGAGGAAACACAAGGCUUUGAUUUACCUGCAUACAAUUGAGAAGAGCCACACAUCUGCCCUUAAGAAGUACUAGUAGUUUCAGUAGUAGGGUAAAAAUUAUGCAAGCUCUAUCUAUCUGAUACUGAACUGUACCAGGGUUCAAAGAAAUAAAAGCCCAGAGAACUUCUCCGUAAAUUGUGUAGUAUCCACUGCACAGUACACCACAAAAGCAGUUACUGAUACAGGAUAGUUGGUAGCUGCUCCAGUGUCUCUUACUCAUUUUCUUGGAGCCCAUUGAUGGGUUCUUUGGAGAAAUAAGGAAACAUUUUUUUUGUCAUCCAUGGACAUGUCCAACUUAUAAGUAGAGAAAAUGGAAAUAUUGUCCCCCUCAAGCAAAGUGAUGUUCUUUGCCUUUGAUGAUAAUUUACCUGCUGAAAUAUUCUAUGUACAUGGCCAGAAUACUGUUUCCAAAGUAAAAUGAGCUUUAAAGUAACUUCAUUAAUUGAUGUUAGUUUGUGAACUAGUGCCAAUAUUUUUUUGGUAUCUGUACCCAUCUUGCAUCAAUAUUAGAUGGUUUUCAUAAUAAGCCCAAAAGGGGGUGGAAAGAAUAUAUAUUAGGGCUAUCAGGGAUAAGAAAAUAGAUGGAUGGCAAUUGUGUAUUUUAUUGCAGUUUUGAAAAGAUGGGGGAAGACAUGAAGUUUGAAAGAGCUUAACAGUGGGAAAUCAUUAGAUUUUGUUUGUUUGGUUGUUUUGUUUUUGUUUUAUUUUGGUGUGUGUGUGUGUGUGUGUGUGUGUGUGUGUGUGUGUGUCCAGAAGACAUUAUCAGGAAUGAUAUACACUUCCUUUAAGACAACUCCUAUUGACUUGGAACUCAACAAUUAAGCUGGACUAGCUGACUGGCAAUCCCUGGGGAUAUGCCUGUCUCUGCCUCUUUAGAGUUUAGAGUAUCUUCCACCAAAUCUGGCAUUUUUACAAAGGUUCUGAGAAUCCAACUCUUGCAAAUAGAGUGCUUUACUAACUAACCAUUCCUCCAACCUGAAAGCAUCAAUUUUAAUUUCUACUUUCAUAAUCAAAAUAACAAAAAGAACCCAGAUAUUGUUAAGAUAAACUGGUUAUAAAUUUAUAUGAGUUCAAAGUUUGAAAUAUGAUCAACUUGCCAUUUGAAAAAUAAUGUGUGUAGGUUUAAAGACCUGAAAAGUUAGUUUAGGGAAAAUAUAUUUCCCUCAUAUGUGAAAACAUCAAAAGUUUUACUUCAAGUGUAGCUUGGAAGAAAUAGUAUAGAAAUUGUUUCCAAAUGACACAACUAAGAAAGUUUGCAAAUUUCCAAGCUAACCUCUGGAACACCAGUGAUGUAAAGUUCCUAGAGUCAGUUAUUUCACAAUUUCUCUGAGCCUCAUUGUGUUUAACAGAUUCUUUGCUUCUUCAAUGAAAAUACAGAUAAUGUCAUACACAAAAAAAUCAGCUCUUGACCACUACAUAUUUUCUCCUACCAACACACAUAAGUUCAUAAGAUUUAAGCUAUCUUGGUGAUUUAUAAAGCAUAAAUCACUUUGAGACAACUUAGAUCUCUUCUGAAAUGCAUUAAGAGGAAGAGAAACACAAAAAUACCAGAGCUAUUUCCUCGUAUUUCCUCCUGAAGUUAAAUACAGAGGUUUGAUGUCAGAAUACAACUCAGAAUGUACCCAUAGAUGUUUAUGGUUGAAUACUUUUAUUAUCAUGAUGAGUCACUCUUUUAGUGAUCUUAGGGCUCUCCAUAGAGGUCCAUAGAAGAGGAGUUGUCUAUAGAGUGUGCAGAUCAAAUCUAUCACCUCAGAUUACCAGGAAAAAUUUACUUCCUGGUUCCAUAGAAAACUCUGAUCUGAUAGCUCCAUCUCAGGAGGAACUUGAAGAUUCUUCAUAAAUCUCACUCUACAUCAAGUUUUGGUGUCUAGCUUCUUACAACCCUGCCCCUGAUUAGGGUAUGUUUUUUGACCUGCGAUAGAUAUUGUACCUUGGCAUGAUCUGAAUUUUGAUGAUCCAAGCCACUGGGCAUUGGCAGAUCACAUGAUAAUGACUGAAAAAAUGGAGAAAAUGAACAUCUUCAGUUUGUAGAGGAGAGAAAAAAUGAAUGUGAUGUGGCACACUAUCCAUGACUCAGGUUCUCUUUGUCCAGAAUACUACAUACCUUCAGCUAUAUAUUUUUUGAACCUUUGUAGGACUCCUUAAGGUAGUCAAGGAAUAUGGAGUACAUAAUGAAAUGAGGUGGUGUGAGAAUGUGGGCAACUUGAAUCAUUUCCAAAGACGCCAUGAUGAGAAAGAUGAGGACAAACACUUCUUUGGGGGUAAAACCUGUUCCUCAAUCAUAAAACAACCCUUUCCACCUGGAGAAGAGGGUUAAAAGUCAUUGGAAGUACUGGCUGAUCUUCCAGAGAACCCUGGUUCAAUUCCCAGAACUCACAAGUGAUUCACAGUCAUCCUUUACUACAUAUAGUUCUAAGGGAUCUGAUACUCUCUUCUCGCCACACUGGUACUGCAGCAACUUGAAACACAGACAUACAUCCAGACAAAGCACCCAUACACAUAAAACAAAAUAAAUAAGCAAAACAAAUCCUUUUCAAAAAUUGAAAUUAUAAAUAUAUUAUUGUCCCCUUUGCUCCCUCAAAUCCAGUGUUUCUCAACCUAUGGGUCAUGAUAGCUUUAGGGACUGUAUACCAGAUAUCCUGCAUGUCAGAUAUUUGCAUUAUGAUGCAUUACAGUAGUAAAUUGAUAAUUAUGAAGUAACAAAGAAAAUAAUUUUGCGGUUGGGGUCACCACAACAUAAAGAACUAUACUAAAGGGUCACAGCAUUAAAACAUUUAAACACACUACUCUAAUCCCUCCUGUGUAUCCAUCCUUGCUCCCUCUAGAAUUCAUAGCUUCUUUUUCUUUAAUUAUUAUUAUUUUACACACACACACACACACACACACACAAACACACACACAUCUGCUUAGUCCAUUUAGUGAUAACUUGUACAUAUGUGAUUUCAAAUUUCAGAGAUGAUCACUUGGGGUUAGAUAACCAAUUAGGGGAUUCAUUCCAGGGGAAGAACUAUUUCUCUCACUUUCAGGAUUUCCUUAGUUGCCUGUAGAUCCUUGUCUAAGGGUGGAGUUCUAUGAGAUAUUUCCACUUCUGUGUUAGCAUGUCUAUUGUUGGUAUACUCUGCUUGGGUCCUUUUUAGGCAGCCAUACUGUUGAGAUAUCAUGGGUAAUGCUCUAUUUCUGUCAUUUCUAGGAAACAAAAUCUCAGAACAUAUUCCAUGGUCCACUGUCUUUUUUCAAUAUUUCUAUUCCUCUUCCAAGAUGUUCCCUGAGCCUUAGAUGCAAGAGUAGUCUUAUAAAUGUAUCAAUUAGUGUCCGGCAUCUCACAAGCACAUGUUCUCUCCAUUAUGGCUAAUUGUAGUUUUCUGUUGCAAAGAGAAAUGAUAUACUCAUCUGUGGGUGCAGUCAGUAGUUUUGCUUGUUUAGUAGUAGACUCUGCUACUAGAUCUCACUAGUUCUGGGUAAUGUACUAGGUUUCUAGUACCAGGCAUGAUAUCCCUCAUGCUGAGUGGGCUAUUGGUCCAAUAGAGAACAAAUUUACCAUCAGGAUAUGAAUGCCACUAUCGCAUCCUUAAGGCAACUGCACAAUGUUGGUCAGUGUUGUCAUUCAUAGGCACUACAGCUGAGGACCAUUAUUCUUUGUUUCUUCCCCUUGGACCUUUACAUACCACCUUCUUUUCUUAAAUGUUUAAAAACAAGACAUUUUUUCCAUCUAACCAAGGUAAAUGAGAGAACUGGGUUACUGUAAUUUGUGGUCCUACUUUGAACAAUUUCAAUGAAGCCAAAUUUGGGGUUUUUCUUUUGCCUCUUCUAUAUGUUCAGCAGGGAACACUGUUUAUAAGAAAGACUAGUUAGCAAGGCUGUGGAAAGUCAUCUCUUCUUAGAGCUUUGAGUUGUCAAACUUCUAGGGUGUUGUUAAUAAUUAUGGGAUACAGUGCCUCUUGCAUCUGAGGAAAAGUUUAGCCUUUGACUCUAAUUAAUGCUGGGAACUUAUUUGUACACGCUGAAGGCCAAAUUGCAAGUGGUGUAACAAGGAUACAACCAAAGAGUUAAUGUAAUGAAGAAAACAUGAAACCAACCACCAUAGAGAAGGGGGAAGCUCAAAAGAAUAAAAAGUUCCAAACUUCUAAUAAAAUAAUAUGGUGAACCUUGGUGAUCACAGGAGCCCAGGGUUCUACUAAGAUCAAAAUUACAACAGGACAGUUUCAUAUUCUAAUUUGUGCCAUGAUCUGCAUGGCUUUGGGAUUAACCAAACUGUGGCCAUGAGGAAUGAAAAAAAUAACAGACACAGACACAGAAAAGCUAGGAUUUCCUGGACUGUGCAUCCUAAUAGAAACACACCAGCAGCAGGAAAACUUGGUGCAUUUACUAUAUAUAGCCCAAAGGAGGAAGAGGUGGGUUAGCUAAUUCCAGUCGGGGGUUUCUGUAGGGGAGCAAUCUCAAGCUUCAGUCAUGCAGGAGGAGGAAGCUUUGCUUGAUACUUUUUGCACAUCCAACCAACAUAUGUCUACCUGGAAAUAUCCUUGUCAUUCCUAUGGGUUUGAGGCUGUAGGGUCCUUGACAUGCAUAUGUCAACAACACACAUUCACUUGGGACUCAUAAUCUUCUCACCGAUAGAUUUCUUUCUUUCCCUCUUUUCUUCAAAUAUCUAUCCCAUUUUCUCAGAUUCCUUUUGACUCAGAGGGUUAUAGCACAUCUCUGGAAAUUCUUAAGAAAGAGAAGAAAGGAGCCAGGGUUGUAGGUAGAAGGACUCUUCAUUUGCCCAUUAUCGAUGUGGCAGCUGUAGGGAUAAAACCCAUUUUACAUACCUACCUACUUUAGUGAGCGUGAUCAUCUAUAAUUGGCUUAGUGACAUCUUUCCUGGAUAACACUGGCUGGAUGUUCUGUCACAUUCAAAUGCAGUCUUGGUUUUUAUUCUUCCUUCUUAUAUCAACUUUCAACCAUGGAGUUAAACUGAAAGCAACCAGGUACUGUGCCUUAAAAUAUACCUGAAUUUCAGAUAGUAAUUCAUUUCUAACAUAGUUUUAUGGCAUUUCGGUGACUGCAUUUUUUUUGCAAGCUCAUCUCUGCUCUUUCUUGAUGAUUGAUAUUAGUUUAAACUUUUGGAAAAGCUCAUAGUCUUAAAAUGGCUGAAGAGGUUUAAGUCACAGUGUCUCAAAAUGAAGACACUCACAGGCGCUUUGGAUCAAGAGGAAGUCCUAGAGGGCCAUCCCUCAAACCUAACAACUAGCAUUGGGAAUCAGACAGUUGCUUCCACAGAUAGAAAAUAACUUUUGAUGUUGUUCCUGUUUGACGUAACUCCCAGAAUCGAGAAUAGGCAGGGAUGCAUAGCAAGGACUCUGUCUUGAUUUUGUCAGACAAAUAUAAGUGCAUGAUAUCACUAUCAGAGGCAAUGCAGUAGAAUGAACAUUCCAGAGACUUAAGUAGCAGCAAACUGUAAGAGCUGACAUCUCCUGAAAAAUAAAAAGAAGAUAAAUGAAAUAAAGAAGGUAUUGACAGCCAUAUGAGCCCAGAUCUGUGGCCCAUUACUCAGGAAGACCACUCUGGUAUGAAAAUCCCCUGAGUUCUGUGUCUAAUUGGGACUUGGCUGCUCUCCUGAAGUCAUAGUGAACAACACCCUUGGUUAAGGUCCAGAUGGAGAAACACUGUACGGGGCUUAGGUACAGUGGUGGUUUGAAUGAGAAUGUCACCACAAAGACUCACAUAUUUGAAUGUUUGGUUCCCACUUAGUGGACUGUUUGAGAAGGACUAGGAAGCAUGGCCUUGUUGAAGGAGGUGAUGAGCUUUGAGGUUUCAAAAGCCCAUGCCAGGCACAAACUCUUGUUCUCUGCCUCCAAUUUUCUGACCACCUUCUUCUUCGGUGCCAUGCCUAACUGCCUGUUGCCAUGCUUCCAACUAUGACGGUCAUUGAAUAACAAUCUGAAACUGUACACAAACAAUUAAAUGCUUUCUUUU